AUGAUCAGAGAUUACACCAUCAGAAACUUUAACAUACAUGUCAAGACAGGCACGAUCCAGAAAAUUCAUCUUCCAGCAAAUUUCUCAUCCAUUGAUAUCGACACAGCUAAGUUUAGAUGCGGGAGUUUGAAGAGACACGGUGCGAGAAUCGGUGAGUUCCACUUUGGUCCCGGCUUGAGUGUGCAGCCAUGCGUCGAGAGAGUGAUUCUGGUAAGACAGAACUUGGGUUUCAACUGGUCUUCUUCUAUUUACUCAACCGGUUAUAACUUAACCGGUUUCAGUUACCAGCUUGCGACUCCGGUUCUCGGUUUAUUGGCUUACAAUUCUAAUCCGGACGGUGUUGCUGUGAACCCAUAUGAAGUAAACUUAUUGGGCACAGAGCAAAACCCUAUUCUGAUCGACUUCUUGAGCGUCAAGUCAAGUGGUAACCCUAGUAGUGUAAACUCCUCUCUUUUGUGUGCAUGCUUCACAAGUAACGGUAACAUAACGUUUAAAGAGCAAGUUUCAGCCUAUGUUUGUUUGGGAACAACACAAGGGCAUUACGCGCUAGUUGUGAGAGAUCAUGACAGGGCUGGUGGGGUGAUAACGCCACCGUCUUCUCCGACGGUAAAUGACGGAAGAGGUGGGAAACUGAGCCGGUGGAAAGUGGCGGUCGGGAGUGUGAUUGGGUCAGUGAUUGGAGCGUUACUGCUAGGGUUAUUAGUGGUGGCGAUGUUAGUAAAGGGGAAGAAGAAAGCGAUGAGAGAAGAGAUAGAGCAGAGAGCUUAUGAAGAAGAAGCACUUCAGGUUUCAAUGGUGGGUCAUGUUAGGGCUAAUCCCAAUAAUAGGUACAAGUAACAAGUAACAGCAUAACUUAAUAGUUAGAUGUUCUUUAAUUAAUGACCAUUUGUUUUCCAUUUUUAGUGUUAAUUGAGA
Eruca vesicaria subsp. sativa (arugula) is the source of this 915-nucleotide messenger RNA. The record is from the annotation of a GenBank genome assembly. NCBI's taxonomy places the organism in Eukaryota, Viridiplantae, Streptophyta, Magnoliopsida, Brassicales, Brassicaceae.